AUGGAUGCGUCCGCGAGUAGUGCAGUUCCGGUAGUGGCUAGAAGGCGUCGUAGAGCAGCUAGACAGUUGCGUGAAUCAACACCGGAUCCGGCACGCGAUGGAAGCGUUGGAAGUCAAUCGAACUCUUGCGAUGAUCGUGAGAGUGGUUCCGAAUCGGCCCGCGGUGGUGGCGGUGGUCGAAGCACGGUUGAAAGUAGUCCAUCCUCGUCAAAGAAAAGCUUGAUCGAGCGAGCGAUGGAGUACGGGAGCUCGCAUCGCAAUAAAAUUCUAGCCAGAAAAGAGAAGAAACUGUCCAGCACUGUAGCGCCGAGAAGUCGAUCGGUUCCACGGGAUGAGGGUGAUGUGCCGAGCAGUCCUGAGAUAUUCUCACUGUUGCGACGUGCGAAGCGAAGUCUAUCAGCGGCACGCAAACCCAAAACAGACGACUCGAGCGAUGGUGGACGUAUAUCCGACACGGAGGUACGCAAACGCCGUGAACGUAUCGAGCGAUUCCAGAGUGAGCGAUCACGCGAAAAUGCAGAUGCAAAUUCGACUGGCCCUCUGCAAGCAAACCUGCAGCGAUUCAACGAAGAGCGGCGCAAAUUUGAGCUGGAGAAGCUAAAAUUCUUGCAGGAAAAACGAGAGCUGGAUCGGAUGCGGUUAAGGCGCUUCGAGAAGUACCGCGAAGAAAUGCUUGAGGAGCAAAGCCGUAAACUAAAAGCGAAAUUGCAAGAAGAGCGUGCAAAAAGCAUCGAAGCUACACCGUUGCCACCGCUUGCACCGUCCGUCGCUCAUAGGAGCCGUACACCGACCCGCCCAGCUGAUAGUCUGUCUCCAGUUGUGGGCAAGAAGAAGAUAUUGAUCGUACCGAAGACUCGCUCGUCUAGUCGAUCCGCAUCGACCAGCGAAGAUGAAGGUCGUCUAUCGUCCGACGAGGAGAAGAAACAUACGAUCCGGCGUCGGUUUUCACCCCGCAAACCGAAACGACCGCGAUCAUCCAAGCUUGAACCAGGUGCUCGACGAGCCCAACCACGUACGGAUGGUAUAACGUCGCCUGAGUCGGAGUUACCGUCCGAUUAUCAACCGGAAGAGAUUGAGAAGCAAACGCGCCACGAGGAACCAGAGAUGGUGAUCACACAUAGACGAGUAGCUGGAGGGAAACAGGAGGAGGAAGGAGAAAAGAAAGAUCUUGAAGAAGUAGUAGAGCCUUCCAAAGGUCCUCUCGUGGAGGACCCGAAAACUGAAAGUGUUCCGGAAGCGAAUGGGAAAAUUGAUGAAAAGCAGGGGAAAGCACUGGACCAGGAAACAGCUCGAGAAGAAAAUGGGCUAAAAGUACAAACCCGACGAAGACCUCUCGUGCUGUAUGUAGAACAGCCGGGAGAAGUCUUCAACUGGAGACAGCUCUUCCAAGAAUGGUACGAGAUGUGGCAAGACUUUCUGGACGAUCAAACGGAGGAAGUGGUUCGUAUUCGUAUUCAAGUGAACCACUGUUUGUUCUAUUUUGCCGUUAUGGUUCUGCUGUGUGGUGUUGGAGGCAUUGCUUUCCGCUUGACCGAGGGCACGUUCGAAUCGCAGUACAAGUGUGGAGUGAAGCGUGUCAAACGAGAAUUCAUCGAUCAACUUUGGCUUUCCAGUCACAAUCAAAGGGAAGAGGACUGGAAGCUAUCGGCAAGGAAUCGUUUGCGCAAGUUCGAGGAAGAACUUCAGAUUGCGUUCGAAGCGGGAAUGAAGACGUACAGCGGCAAUACGGCGUGGAACUUUGUGAAUGGUGUCAUCUACUCGCUAACGGUGGUGUCAACGAUUGGCUAUGGACAUAUCUCACCAUCGACGACAACGGGUCGAGCCCUAACCAUUUUAUACGCCAUUAUCGGUAUACCAAUCUUCUUGAUAGUUUUAGCCGACUUUGGCAAGCUCUUUACACGAGGUAUCAAGUUCAUGUGGGCCUAUGUGCGACGACUCUACUAUACCGGAUCGUUCCGCAAGGUUCGCAAGACGACCCAAGUUCAGGCAAUAAUGAAGGGUCUUAACGUGGUGUACGAUAUGGUGAGGAGACCAAGUACAGACAAUGAACUGCAAGGAGCUACUACCACAACAGUUAUCCCCGUACCGCAGCCUACUCCACAGCCACAACCCUCCCAGAGGCCUCCACCAGCGGAACCACAACCGGCAGCAGCAAGCACCGGUAUCGAAACGAUCCCAGUGCCAGACACACCAACCACACCCGUACCGGAAACGUUCGAAAUAGACGACGAGUUUAAUCUCCCUAUCUCGGUCGCGAUCGUGAUACUCGUUGCGUACAUGCUGUUCGGUGCCAACAUCUACUGUCGGUGGGAAAACUGGAGCUUCUUCGAGGCGUUCUACUUUGUGUUCAUCUCGAUCUCGACGAUCGGCUUCGGCGAUUACGUACCGCAGCAUCCGAUCUACAUGAUGUGCAGUAUACUGUAUCUGAUCUUCGGACUCGCGCUUACCUCCAUGUGCAUCAAUGUGGUGCAGCUGAAGUUGAGCGAUAGCUUCCGGCAGGCAAGCGCAAAGAUUGGUGCCACUAUCGGGCUUCAGAUGGCGGAAGCGGCCUCACAACAUCAACACUCACCCGUACACACACCGAUCGAGCUGGCAGCAGUCCACACGUCCACCCCGACCAGUGCCGUGAACGUGAGUCUCAAGGAUACGCCAACCUUACCGGCACGACCGUCCAGCUCCGUGCCAAAGCCGGAUAAGAAGGAGUAAGCGUAACGCUCCGUCCGUCCCUUCUGGAGGCUCUCAUUGUCCGA
Messenger RNA from Anopheles maculipalpis, 2750 nucleotides. RefSeq lists its product as uncharacterized. NCBI's taxonomy places the organism in Eukaryota, Metazoa, Arthropoda, Insecta, Diptera, Culicidae. Gene Ontology annotation, biological process: potassium ion transmembrane transport; stabilization of membrane potential. Gene Ontology annotation, molecular function: potassium ion leak channel activity. The record is from RefSeq and is a predicted model, not a curated record. Gene Ontology annotation, cellular component: membrane. The transcript is spliced from 5 exons. The coding region runs from base 1 to 2706 and encodes 901 amino acids.